Messenger RNA from Lolium perenne, 3697 nucleotides. RefSeq lists its product as uncharacterized. The record is from RefSeq and is a predicted model, not a curated record. NCBI's taxonomy places the organism in Eukaryota, Viridiplantae, Streptophyta, Magnoliopsida, Poales, Poaceae.
CGUGGGCAACGCCCGGGGGCCCACGCCGGCGGCGACGGCCGGGGAAGAGGGAGGAGGAGGACUAGGGGAGGCGGCGGCUAGGGUUCGCCCGUCGCCCGCGGGGGGGCGAGCGAGCAAAGUUAGGCUAAUGAGACUUUGGAUGAGAUUCCUGAAAUGUUAGCAAAGUUAAGGGAAUGAGACUCAUCAGUGCGUUGCGUUCGAUGUAGACAUGCUUAUUAUACAUGGCUGUGAAUUAACUAGGACAAAUUUGCAUGCAUCUCACAUUCUCACGUGCUAAGUAGCUAGUAUAGAUGACAUCCAAUACUACCGGUGUACACACAAUCUUAAUAGCUACAUCUACAUGGUUCCUCUUCAUCCUCCUCCUCCUCUUCCGUCGUCGAUUGGUUGAUCAUCGCCGCCAACGGCCACACCCGGAUACAACUCAUAACCGCGUCACCGAUCGACGAGUUGCACACGCCCCUAAACAACGCCACCAUUUUCACACUAUGCCUCCGUAAGUGGCUCAUCCUCGCCAUCAGCAGAACUAUGGGAGGUUGAAGAUGUCGGUCGAGGUGAUGCGUCGCUUGCUCUCUACCGCAAGAUCGUCCUUUUUUAUUCCUCCCCCGAACCCCGCCGCCAUAUUGUUCAGGGUUACCAUGUCCAUGCCACGUCCUUCUUCAUGGGCGAAAUUGUGUGUAGAUUCGCAACACCCUUGCAGAAUGACAUCAUCGAGUACAAAGUCUACUAUAAAUUGAUGUGUACUCUUUGUGAAUGAAAAAAGCAUAGCAUGAUUUAGACGUGCCUAAAAGAGCUACAUGCAUUUGAUUUUAUUGAUUUGGUAGGCAUCAUGAAUUCAUGAUGUCUCUAUGCAUGUGAGAAGCUACAUGCAAUGCAAGUAAUUUUCUUUUGAGAAUAAUCCAUUUACACAAACAAGUACUCAAGUCUGUGAUCCAAACCUACAGCAAACCGAUGCCCGGGAUUAGGGAUGCUCCAUGUCAUGGAUCAGUGAUGUGAUGUGAUGUGAACUUGUCAAGUUUAACAAAGAACAUGCGACGCGAUGUAAACAAGGAGGAUCGGAGGCCAAGCGAGCCAAGGUGCAGGGACGGACGGAGCUGCAUCCGUCGUCCCGUCUGUUGGGUAUUCCUCGAAAUUUGUUUUGUUUCUCCAUGCAUAUAUAGCUUGAAUUUAAGCUGUUUUCUUGGAGCUGAAUAUAAUAUGAGACGUAUUUCAGAAAUUAUGAAAUUAAUUAUUUUUGGAUUUUCUGGUUCAAAUUUCACGAGGCUUAAACUCUGUUUCAUAAGCAUGGACUAAUGAUAGUUCACGUUGGUGUAUACAACAUUACUGGCUGGAGAGUAUGGAACGUGGGAGAAGAAAAGAAAAUCUAGAUAAGUUAUCGGAGAUCGAUAAGAUAGGAGGUUGAUGCAUAUGGUAGAUUGGUAGGGCUUGACCGGGAAAAGAAAUCCACUAGGGUAGUACACUUGUUAAAAAAAAGAGUAGUACACUUUUAUACGAUAUACUGCUGUUGAGCAAUGUCUAAUUUUGCACCGACGGAAAAUCAGCCAUGGAUUUAAUUUCGAUAAUGCUACACCUACGGAGGUUUACGGAAACUUACGCGCUGACUUGGACGGAAUCGCACGUGGCCGUGAGAAAAAAAAACAGGAUACGCGAGAAUUUUGCAACCAAACAUGACGCCCCGCUAAUUUUGCAACAAAAGGCUGAAGCUGCCCCAUAGCGUUCUGCUUUUGAUUCAGAUCGACCACGCCCAGGUUCCUCCAUCGCGCCGCCGCGAACGGCCGGGCCAGUUCACCAUCUUCGUCAACCCCCAGCAGGCCACGCCAUGGUGCUGUUGAGGGAUGCCAGACGUGGAUCCUACUAACACGGCAGCGAACUACACCUAGCUGUUGGGCGAUCUUUCUACGGCAGAGAAACAGGUUGAGAUCAAACCCAGAUUAGCUUUCCUCAUCCUUGACCAUCUGCAUCAAAUAUCUCGUUAUCAGAGAUAUCAGUACAAGCCAUCAUUCCUAUCUGUUUCCAUAGAUUGCAAUGCACGAUCCAUAGAUUGCAAUGCACGAUGUACUGCCUGAAACUGCAAAUAUGUACUGUAUGGAGGUAGUGUAGUCUAUUUAGUUUAGCAAGUACUUAUACAUGUUUUAGGGGAUAAUGAUCACAAUGCACACAAGUAGUAGUCCAUUACCUCCAGCCGCAGUAGGAGUGUUCAGUUGUUGAGUUGGUCUCUGACUAUACUGUAUAUUGUUUGUUUCAUGUACUUGUUGCAUUUAUAUUUAGUUAACAUGGCAUUAUUUAGCUCAGUAAGAUACCUUAUAUACUUGAUCAUAUUUCCUUUCAAAUAGAAAUGCUUUAUAAUGAUUUACAGAAAUGGGUGAUGAGGCUGGUUGUGUUCAAGAAUCAAGUGACAUGUCUAUUUCAAGCGAUGACGAUGGCAUCGAGCAACAAAAGAAAAGCAGCGUGGAACUUGAAGAGAACCAUGGUGCAUCCGAAGAAGAUGUGUUACUUGAAGAUCCUGAAUUGGGGAUGACAUUUGAUACUGAGAAUGAUGUGAGGGAGUACUAUAAAAAUUAUGCUAAGGCAAAAGGGUUUGGUGUGACAAGAAGAAGCUCAAAUAGAGAUGAGAAGGGAGAAUUAAGGUACCUUACACUUUGUUGCUCUCGUUAUGGGAAGACGGAGUCCAACUCAAAAAAUAUGUUGAAGCCAAAUCCAACAGCUGCGUUAGGAUGUAAAGCUAAAGUUAAUAUUGUUCGUGGUCCGAAUGGGAAGUUUCAUCUUUCGACAGUCAUUUUGGAUCAUAAUCAUAUAUUAAGUCCGCAUAAAUCUCGGUUAUUUAGAUGCAACAAAAGGUUGGACUUGCAUGUGAAGCGGAAGCUUGAGUUGAAUGACCAGGCUGGAAUACGAGUAAACAAGAACUUCAAUUCUCUUGUUGUGGCAGCGAAUGGUCAUGAAAAUAUGACUUUUGGUGAGAAAGAAUGCCGCAAUUAUCUAGAGAAAACAAGAAGGUUGAAACUUGGAAGUGGUGAUGCAGAGGCCGUUCGUGACUAUUUUAUGAAAAUGCAAUCAGAUAAUCCAAACUUCUUUGAGAAAUAAAAGAUCCAAUACAAAACGAAAAUUAUUGGAGAAUGACAAUCUACAACAAGACGAGAUGGAAAAUGAGGAAUCUUUUGACUUGGGAAAUAGUUCUGGCAGCAUAAAUCCAACUAUUAGAACUCCACUCCCAUAUGGAACAUUUGAGGGGUCAUUUAACUUGGGAAUUACUACCGGCGACAUGAAUGCAACCAUGCAAGCUGCAGUACCAUAUGGAGCAAUUCAGGAAUCGUUUGAAUUACUACCUGGAGGUUCAUCGGCUGGUGAUAUGCCCCCGAUUCUAGGGAAAUAUACAAGCAUGUUGUUUCAAGUUCAGCAAAACUCUGCUGCUAUAUCCAGAUCACCACAAUUACACUUUAAUGGAAUCAGAGAGCCCAAUGAUGCAAUGGAUCAGAGUUAGACAUGACUUGUGCAGUUUAAAGAUGUUGGAUGCAUACCUUAUAUUUUUCUAUGUACUUCAUAUUUUAAUGUAAUGGCUAAUAGGCAGAGGGUAGUACAAGUUUUAGCAUACAAAGCUACCAACAACAUUAGCUUCCAGAAACUCUCUGGCCUGUACCACUCAAUCUCCUGUACAUUGGAAUUGAACUCAUUUUUAUUCUCCGAACAUAGUUCCUGCCAUUUA